Messenger RNA from Botrytis cinerea B05.10, 2247 nucleotides. RefSeq lists its product as hypothetical. NCBI's taxonomy places the organism in Eukaryota, Fungi, Ascomycota, Leotiomycetes, Helotiales, Sclerotiniaceae. The coding region runs from base 111 to 1949 and encodes 612 amino acids. The record is from RefSeq and is a predicted model, not a curated record. Gene Ontology annotation, molecular function: protein binding. Gene Ontology annotation, cellular component: nucleus. The transcript is spliced from 2 exons.
GAUUAGAUUCAAGGUCAAAUCAAAAUGGGUCAGCCAGAUUCCACCAUCAUUCAAAAAGCACAUCCAAGUCCAUCAAGAAUCGCACCCCAUAAAAAACACAAUCCAGUCAAAUGGACAUAAGUUAUACAAGAAUUGGCACGGCAAAUGGCCUGGGAAAUGGCCUUUUUUCAACAGUCAAUUUAAACCCUGGGGACUCUAUCGUUGUCAUACAAAAACCCCUUUUGUUGAUUGCCGAGAAUCAGGCACUGCAUCGAGUGUGCGCCAAUUGUUUUCUAGAAGCAGGAGAAGGAGUGGAGUUACAGCCAUGCUCAAGUUGCGGUGUUGUCAAUUUUUGUUGUGAUGAUUGCGAAAGGUUAUCACUAAAAUCCGAGGGUUCCCACGGAGCAGAAUGUGUCCUUUUCAAGUCCAGAAAGCCCUUUGAGCAUUCUAGAACACAGAUCAGCGCGCAAGCAGUAACAAAUACAUCUUGUGCUUAUUCAAAUUGUCGGUCGAAAAAAGCAACGGUGAACUGUAUUGGCUGCAAGGCAGUGGAUUACUGCAGUAAAAAAUGCCAAGAUCUAGACCAUUCACUUCAUGAGAAACAAUGCAAGGCUAUCCAAUCGCAAAGUCUUGGGAAUUCUUUAAACAAGGUGCUUCCUACAGCUGUUCGUGGUAUCAUUCAAUUGGUUAGUAACCCGGCAGCUCUAGCAAAAGACUCACCUUUUAUGGACCUUGCAUCCCACGAAGACGAGCUCAGAAGGGUCCAAUCAAAGUGGGAUGAUAUAUCAUUACAAGCCCAUGCUGUAGUGAACCUUCUUCAACGAAAACCAGAAUUUGUCAAAUAUGCUCUUGAGUCUCUCUGUCGGCUCUCUACCAACGGGUUCCGUGUCGAAUCUAAUGUUGGCAAUGGUCCAAUUGGACUAUGUCUUGAUCCUCUGCUGGCACGCGCCAACCAUAGCUGUCGUCCAAACGCAGCUAUCACAUUUGAUGGAAAGCGCGCUACCCUCCGAGCUCUCUCCCCUAUUGCGAAAGGAGAACAGAUAUUCAUAUCCUACAUAGACGAAACACAACGACAAGAAGUUCGUCGAGAAGCCUUAGCAAAGACUUGGUUUUUUCAAUGCCUUUGUUCUCGCUGCGUAGUAUGCAGGACUAUAUAUGGCGAUUUUAUAGAUUAUCCCAUGGUUACAACGCCUGUACUUGACAAGCUCGUCGCUUUCCAAGAAACCUACAAGUUUGCAAAGGCUAGAGUAGCAGACGAAGGUCCAGAGACAACCACCAGACUCUUCUCUCUACUCCAUGUAUUACGACAUAUCGAAGUUACAAUAUCAAAUGUUCACAAAAUCUCCCAGAAUAUUGAUCGACGUCUCGAGCUUUUAAAAAAAGCUCUAGGAAAUCUGAAUGAUUUUAUCUUUCUACAACGUUCUGCGCAACAACCUUUACCAACAGUCCUUAAUGAAAUCUAUCUUAUUUAUCUAGAGAAAGCGGAAUAUAUCUCUGCGCUUAUCGUACUAAUUUUCUUGAUCAUCCACGCUGAUCCCAUUAACUACCCAAGUCCAUAUCACCCGCAACGUGUUACUAGAGUUCUAGCAUUGCAAAGAUUGUGUAAAUUUCUGGCAAGCUUGGAUCCAGAAGAAUUUGAGAGAUGGGAGACAGAGAAGCUGAACAGUGGAAGGCAAGGGGGACUAAGAAAUAUCGAUUGGGUUAGUACGUGUCAGUUGGUUAUGUACGGAUUGAGAGAGACAGGAAAUAGAUGCUGGGGAAAACAAAGUGGGGUUAUGAGGGGAGUGGAGGUGGAUAUUACUGAUGUGGAGAGUAUUCAGGAGAAGAGGGGAGAUGGAGAGGUAGGGAGGACGUUAAGGGAUUGGGCUAAGGGAAAGGAUGCCAGUGGAUUGGGCGAAGUUUAUGCAGAGAAGUUGGGGACGGGGCUGAGGGAGCUAUCCGGCUUGGUGUGGGAUGUUGUGGGGAUUUAGAAAGAGGAUAUGGAGCUUAAGUGAGGUUGUGAAUCUAUUAGAGGCAGAGAAGUAGAAAAAUAAUAUUUGGGAGGUUUUAGGCAGGAACGGAAAACCUAGGGUGGGAGUCAGGAUGGAACAAAAGGAUCACAUCACUAGCCGAUUUGCAAAAUCAUCGCCAUCUCAAACAUUUGCAGCACGAAAAUUUCUUUGGAGUUUGUGUUAGAUGCAUACAUAUGAGGGUUUAAGAUACGUGAUGUGGAAUAUGAGUAUGAUAUCUGUACAAUUAUUGCACCAGAAAACAGCAGUGUUAAUGACA